Didymodactylos carnosus is the source of this 3782-nucleotide messenger RNA. The record is from the annotation of a GenBank genome assembly. NCBI's taxonomy places the organism in Eukaryota, Metazoa, Rotifera, Eurotatoria, Philodinida, Philodinidae.
AUGAGCAACGAGGCAAUUCAUAUAAUUGAAAAUGUGAAGAAGAAAUUACAGAAAUAUUCCGAAACAAAUCAGGAUGAUAAAGUGCAAGAAUAUCUUACCAAAUUACAGCACGUGGGUGUUACUAUUGAUCUUCUAAAAAUAACACACGUUGAUUAUGUUGUUAAACGACUAUGUUCACAGAAUAACAAUGUUUAUAGUGAAACAGCAAGAAAUUUAUUGACAAAAUGGAUCAGUGAAUCAAAGAAAAAUGGUCACAGUAUGAAUGGAAAAUUAAAUACGAAUAAAUCAACGAAAAAAAGAAAAUCAAACGAAGAUAUUUUAAAUGAAGCAAAUGAGUCACAAUCACCUCAUAGUUGUGCAACAGCAAAUAAACAACGGAAAGUUUUAUCUGUGAAUGAAUAUCUCAGUAAACGUUCGUCGACAGUAUUGACAACACCACCCGAUUCUUAUCCAUAUAAGAACGAUCAAUUAACAGCUGAAUUGAUGAAUGAUAAUCUUCAGUACAAUAAUACUAAUUUGACUGACAUUCAAAUUGAAGAAUUGCGUGAUUCAUUUAAUAAAACCACGGAUCUACUCGCUUCUAAUGCACCAAAACUGAAUUAUAUUCGAGAUGAUAAUAAUAAUGAAAGAAGACAACCAGCAUUAUUUACAAAAGGGUUGUCAAAGUCUAAUCUAACAGUAAUGGAUUCACAACAGAAUGAAAAUCACAGGACUAGUGCUGAUAAAUUUAAAGAUUUAUGGGCACAGGCAUCCGAUGAUGACGAAGAAGACACACCAGAACAACAACAAACAAUGAUGUUAAAAAAGAGCGUCGUUAACAAUUAUUCAGGACAAAAAACAAACAAACAAUCAGCUGCAACAUCAUCAACUUCAAGCAAAAUAAAGAAUAAAUCAAAACACACGGUUGGUCAAUGUAAAAAAGUAUCAGAGACAACAAAAACAGAACUUUUUUCAAAAAAGACCGUUCAAUCUCCAACAAAAAAUUCAGUAGAAAAGCAAAAAAAACAAGAUAAAAUAUCAUCGACAUCAGAGAAAACUCAGUCUGAACAUUCAAGACAACAACAAGCCAUAACGGCUAUAGUUCGAUCUAGUCCACCCCCAGCUUCUCGUCCAGUUACAACUUCAUCUUCUCAAUCUACGGUAACCAAACCGGCUGCUGUCAAUAAUACAUCAUUGCAAUAUUUGUCGUCUCGUCGUGAAAGACCUCAGAUGUAUUCUGGGAAAAGGACAAUACGUGAUUAUAUACCAAAACUUGAAAAUUUGUGUCUUGAUACUUUAAAAGAACAUAUCGACGUUAUUUCUCAUCGUUAUUUCAAUUUGUUGCCAUAUGAAUUAUUGCAACCGGUUAUCGAGCUUGCCACAUCGGACCAAUUGAAAAAUAUUGUGUAUAAUAAUCAGAACUAUGCUGAUGAUAUUGAGCCAUUAUGGCAACGAUUUUGUCAACUUGAGUUUAAAGAGGCAGUUCCAGAUGAAAAUGAAUCAUAUUUUGAAUUAUAUUGGCGGAAACGUGAAGAAAAAGAAGAUUUAUUUCGAGAAGUAACAUCAAAAUUGUCUCAAAAGUUUGCUCAAAAAGAUAAUACAGCCCGUAAAACAAAAUUGGCUGAUCCAAAAAAACUUCCACACGAAUAUGCUAGACAAAUUCGUAAUCAGCAAGCGGCCUCAAAUGGAAAUGGAAGUCAAUCGCAAGUAAUCAACAAUAUUCGCCUAGCUAUUCCUGCUCCGUCAAAUAUGCGACAUGACCGAGUAACCAAAAGAAAUGGACGUCCGAUGCUUCGCGAAGGUGAUACAGGCGAUUGGAUUGGAUCGUUCAUUGGGCAUAGAAGCGCUGUUUGGAGUGCUACAUUAACUGGCAAUGCUCAAUUUGCUGCAACAGCAUCUGCAGAUUUUACUGCAAAAUUAUUUGAUGCUCUAACUGGACAAGAAUUACAAACAUAUCCUCAUAGUCAUAUUGUUCGAUCUGUUGAUUUUUCAUAUGAUAAUAAAUCAUUAUUAACAGCUUCAAAUGAAAAAUUAUUGAAAAUAUUUGAUAUAAAUGUACCAACAGAGCCAUUGAAAACAUUUACCGGACAUGGUGGUGCUGUUCGACGAGCUAUUUAUAUGGAUACAAAACGAAUUGUUAGUGCAUCAGAAGAUAAAACUGUCAAAAUAUGGGAUAUUGACAGUGGUGAAUGUUUAUCAACAAUUAAUUUUACAACAUCACCGAACAGUCUCGAAGUUUCACACGACGGACAAUCAAGUUUAAUUCUAACACAAGGCAAGAAUGUUGAAAUAUAUGAUGGAAACAGUUUGCAAAAACGUCAAUCGUUUGAAAUGCCGUGUAGAAUCAAUGCCGCAUCAUUCCAUCCAUCAUCAAAAGAGUUUGUUUGUGGCGGUGAAGAUCUGUUAAUUUAUAAAUAUAAUUACGAAACUGGAGAUUUACUGGAAUCCUAUAAAGGACAUUUUGGUGCUAUUCACUGUAUGGCUUAUUCUCCCGAUGGUGAACUAUAUGCCAGUGGUUCAGAAGAUGGAACAGUCCGUUUAUGGCAAAACACAGUUGGUCGUACUUAUGGACUUUGGCGAUGUGAAGAUACAACCUUGGCAAAUGGUGAUACAACACCGGUUAGUAGCAACUAGAAUGACGGCAAUAGCAAUGGCAAUGUUGACGUGAAAGUUGAAACACAAACGCGUCUCCUUUUUUUGUUAUUAUGUUCGUUUGAGAUAUUGUUGAUCAAUCUUAUACAUGUGUGUGUGUGUUUGCGUGCGUAUGUGUGAUUUUAUUUAUGUAUGGCAUUAGUCAGUUAAAAUAUAUAUAAAGUGAAGCGACUUCAUGCAACAAUAAACAUGGGUAAACGUGUAUAAACCAGAUAUAUGAUCAUUGCGAAAGUUAUUUUUGCUGAUACAAAAGCUUAAGAAAGACUAAGACGACAAUAUCGAGCAAGCUGUCUAUAGCUUAUGAGACAUAAAAAAUAAAUUGAUAUUUGAAGGAAAAAGAGAUUCAACACGGCGAAUAACUACAGUUGAUGCCUAUCAGCUGCUACUAGACCGCACUUAACGUCAUCUCAUCACACAAAAAAUUGUAAAAUGUGACGGAGAGAUUUUUCGCAGUUGGGUCGUUGGUUCGCAUCAGGCUCAAAGUUUCAGCAAAAAGAAGUUUCUGAAUUUGAAUAAAGGGUACUCUAGGUAAUUUGUUCAGGUCCUUUUGCUGAUCACGAGUGUCAAUUUCAUGUAGCUUAAAAAGAAGUUUUUUGUUUGAAAUAAUCAACUUUAACAAUUUCAUCCAUAAUUGGCAAGUAUUUUAAAGUUGUCGACAGUGCUGUGCAACUUCUUAAUAAUUUCCUGGUCAGUAUGUAAUAUAAGUAUAGCAUUCUUUCUAUUUUAUUUCUGUAGUUCAAAAUCGAAAUGAAAAAUUUUACCAUUUUUCAAACUUGGAAAAAUUUAGUUUUCUAAUUCUUAUUCCGAAAAGUUCCGAGACAAAAACUACUUAAACUUGCUGAAUUUGUUCAAUUUUCAACGCGCUUCGAGAUGACACGUUUCGUCACAAUAUUCAUUUCACUAAAAACGUUGAUUUCUUCGACCGUUUCGAAAGGGCUCUUGGAAAUUCUAUAUCUUCGAAAUUGUUAUAAGAGUCAUUGCACGGAUAGAACGACCGAUUUCCUUGAACGAUGCUCAACUGAGGUUCAGUUUUCGCGAACAAACUUUCACAGCAGGCAGCGACAACACAUUUAGGAAGAUUUCCAAAAUGUUUUGACGGGAUAAUGCUUGCUUUAGAACUUAUAGCUUUUUUUGUGAAAGCCCUAACAACC